Molecule: messenger RNA, 5164 nt
Organism: Dermochelys coriacea (leatherback sea turtle)
Lineage: Eukaryota; Metazoa; Chordata; Testudines; Dermochelyidae
Gene: CAMKK2
Product: calcium/calmodulin dependent protein kinase kinase 2
Exons: 17
Coding region: 466-1881 (471 amino acids)
Biological process (GO): CAMKK-AMPK signaling cascade; activation of protein kinase activity; protein phosphorylation
Molecular function (GO): protein kinase activity; ATP binding
Source: RefSeq, a predicted model, not a curated record
GGGAUCUGCAAGGAAACCGAGGGAGACAGGCACACUCAAGCAGGCUAGGAUAUAACAGAGAGCGUGCGUCUUGAGUGCCGCCCCUGUUUUCCAUUCCCCGCUGGCAUCUGCCGCUCUCUCUACAGCUUGAGAGCAAAAUUGAAAGCAAAAAGGCGCUGGGAGAGACCAGCGUGCAGGCUGCACAUCUGGGCCAGUCAGCGAAGCUCUGGUUUUGCAGCGGCCAAUAACGAGGGUGCUGGUGAAAUCUGACUCUCUCCUUCUGGGCCGGAAAAUCUCCCAGUCGCAGCCAAUCGAGGUGCCGCUGGCAGCAGCUGGGGGAAGAGCUGCUGCGCCGGGAGAAGGGGGGGAUCGCAGCGCAAUGGAGACCCAGAAGACGCGGGCUGCGGCUGUGCCCGGGGGCGCUUGCUAGAUUACUAUCUCUGAUGGAGCUAUGCCAUCAGUUGGGAUGAAGCCGGCCAGUGCAUCAUGCCAUCAUGUGUUCCCAGCAGACCUUCCGCCGAGAGACCCGUUUGUUACGAUGAACCGCACAGCGAGUGCAAGAAGGCACCUGACUAUCUGCGUAGCUUGUUGUCACUGACCGUUGAGUACUUGGGCAUGGAGUCUGUUGUUGUGGUGACAGAGUAUGAUUCAACUGGUGCCCCAGUUACAUCUCCACAUUCUUCUCCUCGGUUGCCCCGGAGGCCGACAGUGGAAUCAAAUAAAGUUUCUAUUACUGGUUUUCAGGACUGUGUGCAGCUUAAUCAAUAUAAAUUGAAAGAUGAAAUCGGAAAGGGCUCCUAUGGGGUUGUGAAGCUCGCGUACAAUGAAGAUGACAACACCUACUAUGCAAUGAAAGUUCUUUCCAAAAAGAAGCUCAUGAGACAAGCAGGGUUUCCACGCCGCCCACCUCCUCGAGGUGCCAAAGCCACAUCCGAAGGCUGCUUGGAACCAAAAGGGCCUAUUGAACAGGUGCACCAAGAGAUCGCCAUCUUGAAAAAGCUGGACCAUCCUAAUGUAGUGAAACUGGUGGAGGUGCUAGAUGACCCCAGCGAGGACCAUCUGUACAUGGUGUUUGAACUGGUAAAACAAGGGCCUGUGAUGGAAGUCCCUGCCAUGAAACCUCUCACUGAAGAUCAGGCUCGGUUCUACUUUCAGGAUCUGAUCAAAGGCAUCGAAUACUUGCACUAUCAAAAGAUUAUCCACCGGGAUAUUAAACCUUCCAACCUUCUAGUUGGGGAAGAUGGUCACAUCAAAAUCGCUGACUUUGGAGUGAGCAAUGAGUUCAAAGGAACCGAUGCCCUCCUGACCAACACUGUGGGCACCCCUGCAUUCAUGGCCCCGGAAACCCUCUCAGAAACAAGAAAAAUCUUUUCUGGCAAGGCUUUGGAUGUAUGGGCCAUGGGAAUCACGCUCUUCUGUUUUGUGUUUGGACAGUGUCCUUUUAUGGAUGAGAGGAUUCUAAGUUUACACAGUAAAAUCAAGACCCAACCCCUGGAAUUCCCAGAUCAGCCAGACAUUACCGAGGAUUUCAAGGAUCUGAUCAUGCGGAUGCUGGAUAAGAACCCUGAAUCCAGGAUUUCAGUCCCGGAAAUCAAGUUGCACCCGUGGGUCACUAAGAACGGAGCGGAGCCGCUGCCAACGGAGGAUGAGAACUGCACGCUCAUCGAGGUGACCGAAGAAGAAGUCGAGAACUCGGUCAAACACAUCCCAAGUCUGGCCACAGUGAUCUUGGUUAAAACGAUGAUCAGGAAACGAUCUUUCGGGAAUCCAUUUGAGGGGAGCAGGAGAGAAGAACGAUCGCUAUGUGCCCCAGGGAACCUACUGAUCAGGAAGCAAGGCAGCGAAGAUAACCUGAAGUGCAAUGACCUGCCAAAUGUGGGAGGAGAUGAAGUUCUUUCAUGAAAUCCAACAUUAUGGUUAUGAUGGGCAACUUGGUCUAUGGCUCCCUUUAUACAAUGUGCAUCUGAGGAUAAGAGGUGUAACAGAGCCUAAGCCAAAUACACACAGCAUGACAUGGCACUAGUACAGCAUUAUACGCUGCAUGUAGCGCUUACAUAGCAGCAUGUUGUAAGAAACCAGAUUACAGUACUUGUCAUAAAUAUUGAACAUCUCUGAUUGUUAAAUACAUAAAUGGACUGCUUAAUUUAUUGCUGGAAACAUGUUGGCAGAGAUCAGAAGGGUGAGAUGAUGUGAGAGGGGCAGUGGUGGUGAUUUGCAAAAAGCAAACAAAGAUGCAGUUGGAAAUGGCUUUUAAGUGGUUUUCAUGCCAAAUAUUUCACAGAGACUGAUGCUACAAGGUAUUGUACGAGGUAGAUAGGCAGGCAUGUGAAGUGUGAAGCUUCGUACACUGCUGUAAAAACCACAAUGAUGUACUUUGAGAGUUCACAACCUACUAGAAAUGCUGUUGCAUCUAUUUUUUAUUGUUUUUCUAACUGACACAUUUUAAUUGCACGGAAGCAAAGUAAAAACCACCACAUCACCUUUUUCAACAAUGCCUGUCUUUUUGAGCAAAGUUUGAACAGUUUGAAUAAAUAGCAUCUUCAGGUAGUUCAUAAACUAAUGUUAAUUACUGUGUUUUGAAGCCACCAUUUUUCCUAAAAUCUUGACAUUAGCAUGGAUAGAUGUGCACUAGCUGGGCCAAGUAUUCAGGGUACAGAUGGAAAAUGUAUCUAAGGGCUUGAAGUUUGGUCUGAACUCUUACAGCAAUGGGCGUUUUGUGUUAGAAUAUGAGUUAAAACCUGUAUUGCUGGGGGAAGCUGAACUCCUAUUUUGAAUGGCAAAAGAAGCACUAAUGUUUCUAAAUCUUUUACUUGAGCUCGGUAGAUAUAUAGUUACAUGUUAAAUUCAGGGUAAAAUCCUUCACUUCCAUGUACAUUACAUGGUUUAAUACAAUUUAAAAAAACGAUUUGUGUUAUUUGUAAGUAUCUAAAUAGACUUAGGGCUCAUUUAGGAUUUAAGAUUUUAUUGAAAUAUUUAGAUUAGCUGGUAACUUUCAAAGAAGCAUUUUUUUUUUCAAACUCUUAAUUUGGAUUUUGGGGCUAGAUAUUUCUGCAAACUAGUAGCCAAUAGUUUGUAAAUCCCUGUGGAUCAGAGGCUAGUUAGCAGACUUCAGUAAUUUAAAUGUACAUCUAGUUUACGGAUUACUCCUUACUAAGAGCAUUUUCAUCAUCCCUGAGAUUGCUUCGGAAUGAUUUUGUGGUGCCGUUAGAUUCUAACAGCAAGUGGUGGGAUUCUGGCUUCUACAUUAGAUUUUCAGAUAAUGCAUGCUCUGUUAGUAUCUAGAGCAGAAUAACUGAUGUAAUCAUUAAUGUAGAUGAGUGGGGAUGAGAUUCUCCAUGUGAUUGGGGAAGGGUCAAAAUAGGUGGGAUAGUCUUGUGGAUAAAGCAUGGCACUGAAAGGUAGGAGAGCUGAUUCUUUUCUCAGCUCUCCCACUGACUUGGUGUGGGGCCUUGGGCAAGUCACUUAAUCUGCUUGUGCAAUUGGGAGAAUGAAACUUCUCUACCAUGUAAGGGGCUUAUGAGGUUGAAUUCUUUAUCCUGCAUGGAAGGCACUAUAGAAGUGUCAAGUAUUAUUUUGAUUUGCCCAAUCUCUACUCUACAGCUGGCUUAUUGGGCCAGAGCCAUUAUGAGGUGGUUGUGUUCUUGCCUUCCUCUGAAGCAUCAGUUAGUGGACACUGCAAGAGUCAGGAUGUGUUGGUGCUACAUUCUGACCUGGUACAGCAAAUCCCAUCACCCUAGAAAUGACAGACCUUUAUUUAAGAGUUAGGAAGUUAAUUUGGUAAUUAGCAAGAAAAGUCCACUCAUGCAAGUUCCCUUUAGCAUAAUAGCCUGUAUAGUUGGCAAAGCCUUUUGGCUCCCAAUAAUCCAAGAUUCCCUGUAUUCCCAAAUUGGUACUGGAAUGGUACAGUCAUCUUCUUUCCAAAGCUGAUGACAUGAUUCAUAUAAGAACCACAACUUCAGUAAAUGUUUUAGGAGCAGAAAUAAUGACUCCGCAGCGAAAAGGACACUCAGUUCUUCCUAUUGCUUAAUUUGAAGCUGUGAACUGCUAUUGAUUGCUCUGUGUUUUUGCUUUUUAAUACCAAGAGGAAUACCAAAGUAAACUCAAGCUUCAAAAUUUCUCCUUCCUCUUUUCCCCAAUUUUAUUUCCUUUGUGGAAAUACAGAUCUGAUAAAGAGCUGCCAGUUGGUUUCCUGCACUUGUAAAUGGGUUUUUGUUUUGCAAAAAAUUCAUCUAAACGCUUAAAAGAAAAUUCUCUUUAAUUGUUCUUGCUGAGUAGUUUGUGUAUCAUGUUUUUGUUUAAGGUCUGUGAGCAGUAUGGAGAUAUAGUGUUGAAUUUUUCCACUUACAUUAAUGAUUUGGUACAUGCCAUUUGAUAUAAUUAAAGCUUAAUUUACAAAACAGGGGCCAUCAGGGGCUUGAGAAUGCAGGGAUUAAUGCAUCUACUAAAACAAGCUCAGGUCUUCUGUAUCUAUCCGCAUAGUAUCUAGGCACCAGAGAUUAGCUGUAGAACAGUUUAUGGACAUUGACCGUUGACUCCUAAGCAUCCAAAACCUAAGAGCUUCUUCAAGCAAACUCCCCAAGGAAUUUAUUUUCCUGCUACACCCAGCUCCAUGUCUGAGUAACAGGCUCCAGCCUGACAUUUCUGAAUUAAGCUCUUUGUUUUAUGUGGGCUUCCUUGUCAAUAUAUAAAGCGUACAAAGCGUGAGGAAGAUCUGUUAUCUAAAUGCAUGAGCCGUUAGAGAAAUUAUAUAUACAAACCUGUUCAGUUUUGUACCUACUGUCUUUUACUAGUCAAGCUACCUUUUUUGUAGUGAAGUAAACCUUUUACCUGUGCCUUUGAACUGGGCUGUGGCUAGUUUUCCCCUUGAAACUCCUUUAAAAACAAAACAAAAAAAACCCCCCAACACUGGCCAUAAAUUGUUGCUGACUGAGGAGCCACAUGGCUCUGAAAUUGCAGUAGUAAAGCUGCUCUUGGUUGGUGGUUCCCUAUUAUCUAUUGAAUAAGGAAUCUGGUGUUUCAAAGUCCUGUGAUAUUGCUGACUUUUAUACUGUUGUUUAAUGCCUACGGCUUGUUUUAUUCCUAUCCCUACCUACUAUGCAUUUUACUUCCUUGUGUAUAAAGUUUAAAUACUGUGUAUUUAUCACUUAAAUUAUAUUAACUAAUAAAAAAUGUAGGUGUUUUUCCA